Messenger RNA from Arctia plantaginis, 342 nucleotides. The record is from the annotation of a GenBank genome assembly. NCBI's taxonomy places the organism in Eukaryota, Metazoa, Arthropoda, Insecta, Lepidoptera, Erebidae.
AUGUUACAAUAUACUACUGUAAGUUAUGGCAGGAGUGACCAAAAAAAAAAUUUUCGAACACCUUUUGCGAAAAUAUUGUGCUGUAGAAAUCAAAGCAACAAAAUGCUCACCUUCUUGAGAAGUGCAAUUCGUCGAUCGCUCAAAACACAUCCUAUACUUACACAUACAGCUGUGUAUGCGACAUUUUAUGCAGCGGCCGAUAUAUCACAGAAGACCUUUAAGAGACUACAAUAUGUCGAUAACGCCCAAAAACCCGAAUACAAGUUAAUAGAGACCGCAAAAUUGGCCGCUGUAGGCAGCAGUAUUUAUGCGCCUACGCUUUUUUAUUGGUAUGUAUAUUAA